AUGUCGAGGCGCAAGCAAGCCAAGCCGCAGCACAUCGACUCCGACGAGCCCGCUUCGCUGGGAAACGGGAUUCUUCAAGAUGAUCAAGCUGAGGAGACUGGAAAUGAAAUGAAGAGGUUCCGAAUGGAGGAGACCAGGGUCUGCAACAAGUGCUGUGCCGAAUUCUUUGAUGAAGCUGAAUUUCUUGAGCACGAGAAAAACUGCACUAAGAAUCAGCAAGUGGUCAUCAUGAAAGAUGGAGAUGGCAAUGAAGUGCCUGAGGAGUACUCACAAGGCUCUCCCGAUGGCGUGACGAGUGACCAUGACGAUAGUCGGUCCAGCAGUCAUUCCCUAUCAAACGUCAAUACAGACCACCUGGAGAGAACGGAGGAAGAUAAUGCAGAGGACUUGGGACAACAGGAUCAGGCAGAGAUGGCUGCUAGCCCUGAGAUGGCUUUCCACGCCUUGUCCAAACUCCAAGAUUCAAAUGUCACUCUUGAAACCAUGGCAGACACUAAAGUGGCUGUAUCCCAACAUUCUUCAAAUAGCAAAUCUCCUUCCUCAUCACAGGAAGCCAUGCAGGCCAUCCCGAUGAUCUUGGAACAGUUAGUGUGCCUACAGCAACAGCAGCUACAGCAAAUCCAGCUCACAGAACAGAUUCGAAUCCAAGUAGCCAUGAUGACUCCACAGGGUCUGCAGUCAUCAGUAGGGGCAGUAAUGGACCCUCUGAAAGCUCUUGGUGCACAUCUCUCUCAACAGCUGUCUGCUGCAGCAGCACUGAUAGGAAAAAGGACCGGCAGUCAGAGCCUUUCUAUGGAGACGAUGAAGCAAGGUAAACUACCUCUCCCCACCGGCAUCCCCGCGUCUCUACCUGGAGGACUGGGUUCAAUGACUUCUAAAACAGACAUUUUGAAAAGCAUUCCAGAUCUGGCAAGCCGUUUACCAGCACUACUGCCACAGUCACCAGGUGUCAUGGGUUUCCCCAGCACCUUCAGUAGUAUCCCAGCAGGGAUUGAGUCCUCCAAAAAAGUGAAGACGAAGAUGCUCAACCUCACACCAGAGUCAAAGAACGGUGACUCGUUGUACAAGCACAAGUGUAAGUACUGCGGAAAGACCUUUGGCAAUGACAGUGCUCUCCAGAUUCACUUGCGUUCUCACACCGGCGAGAGGCCCUUCAAGUGCAACAUUUGCGGAAACCGCUUCACAACCAAAGGUAACCUCAAAGUGCAUUUCCAGAGGCAUAAAGACAAGUACCCUAACAUCAUCAUGAACCCACAUCCUGUGCCAGAGCACCUUGACAAUAUUCCCACCAGCAGCGGCAUUCCCUUUGGCAUGUCUGUGCCCAUGGAUGAGUCAAAUUUGACUGAAAUUAAGCCUAUUCUAGGACAUCCUGUUGCUGGGUUCCACCCCUCAUCCAUGCCAGGAUUGAAGACAACAUUUGACAGCUUUGCAGAGAACCCAUUUUCCCAGAGACCCUCCCCAUCUACAAGUGAUGGCUCCCCAUCUGUUUCCUCUAAUAUGUUUGGCCAAGAGACUGGACUGGACCAGACACAGAAGGAUGCUAAAGAGCUGCUUGGAGUGCUGCAUCACAUGAAUGGUAGUGCCCUUCCAGGAGAACAGAGCUCCGGGACCGCGAAACUUCAGCAGAUGGUAGAUGGCCUGGAAAAGAGAACCAAUGACCCCAACGAGUGCGUAAUCUGCCAUAGGGUGCUCAGUUGCCAGAGCUCGCUCAAAAUGCAUUACCGUACACACACCGGCGAGAGGCCCUACAAGUGCAAAAUCUGUGGCCGUGCAUUCUCCACCAAAGGUAACCUCAAGGCCCAUUAUGGCGUGCACAGGGCUAACACUCCUCUUAAAAUGCAGCACUCAUGUCCCAUCUGCCAGAAGAAGUUCACCAACGCUGUGGUUCUGCAGCAGCACAUUCGUAUGCACAUGGGUGGGCAGAUCCCCAACACCCCGAUGCCAGAAAACCAGUUUGAAGCAGCAGAAGCAAUGGAGUCCUCCCUACCAGAGGAGACAGUGGAAACCAAUGGUUUUGAAGCAAACAUGGAUGAUCACGAGGCAGAGCUGAACCCCCACAAGCCAAACGACGCCUCGGAGUCACUCCCAUCUGCCUCUGAGGAACAACCACAGCAGCAUGUCGCCCCCGCUGUGUUUUCCAGCCUCGAUGUCCUGAAGAAUCUUACCUCUGCUCUUGCACUGAAACGACAGAGUAGCACCACUUCAGAAGGCGAGGGUACACCCAAAGAAUCCCCAUCGGCUCUGAAAGAGCAGGACUAUCAGAACGGCCGUAGUCCUGCGGUUUCUGACUCUGCCAUGUCCUUUAACUCAUCUUCCCCUGUAAACAACAUGAGUGGCUGCAAGUCUCCUGAGUCUGCUGUUGACGAAUACGCCCGCAGUGCGUCAAAACCAGAGGCCGACGGUGGUGCUCAAGGUGGCACAGAGUCAGGUGGAGCCCUUGACCUCACAGCUUCCAGCAGCUUCAUCCCCAAAGCAAUUAAAGAGGAACCCAGCACUCCAUUCACAAACGGAGACUAUGUUCCUAGUAACAUGCCUUUCAUGAGGAUACCAUCAAGUCUGGCCAGUCUGGAGAUGAAGAUUCCUCCAGAGAAUCCGCUGGGCGCUCAUGGUUUGUUCAGCUCCCACAUGCCUCAGGGAACCGCCAUGCCCUCAAUCUCCACAGCACCACGGCGAUCAACCAAGCAGCACGUGUGCAAUGUCUGCGGCAAGAACUUCUCAUCUGCCAGCGCCUUGCAGAUCCACGAGCGCACUCAUACAGGAGAGAAGCCCUUUGCCUGCAACAUCUGUGGCAGGGCCUUCACCACCAAGGGAAAUCUAAAGGUGCAUAUCGGCACUCACAUGUGGAACAACUCGUCACGUCGUGGCCAGCGUCUGUCUCUGGAUAAUCCCAUGGCGCUGAUGGCAAUGAGCUCCGAGGCGAAGAUGCUACCAGAAAUGAUGCAGGCCCCCAAAGAACUGGGUGCUCCGCAACUGAACUUUGACCCCUCUCUGUGGAACCAGUAUGCUGCUGCCUUCAGUGGUGGCCUGACCAUGAAGACAAAUGAAAUAUCUGUCAUCCAGGGUGGUGGCAUCCCACUGCCGGGGAGCCCCGCCGGUGGGCCCUUGAUUGGAUCCACUGGCGGCCUCGUGAAGAUGGACGGAUCCCACUCUGGCUUGCCUGCCACCAUGGCCGAAAUUGAGAAGAACGGCUCUGACAAUGUGCCAAAAUCACAGUUCCCACAUUUCAUGGAGGAGGGUAAAAUUGCAGUGAAUUAGGCCGUUUAGCCAUCAAUUCAUCAUAUGAAGUCAGUUUUUGAAUGUCUC
Molecule: messenger RNA, 3303 nt
Organism: Chelmon rostratus (copperband butterflyfish)
Lineage: Eukaryota; Metazoa; Chordata; Actinopteri; Chaetodontiformes; Chaetodontidae
Gene: sall4
Product: spalt-like transcription factor 4
Exons: 4
Coding region: 1-3255 (1084 amino acids)
Biological process (GO): regulation of transcription by RNA polymerase II
Cellular component (GO): nucleus
Molecular function (GO): DNA-binding transcription factor activity, RNA polymerase II-specific; RNA polymerase II cis-regulatory region sequence-specific DNA binding
Source: RefSeq, a predicted model, not a curated record